Messenger RNA from Anneissia japonica, 2280 nucleotides. RefSeq lists its product as uncharacterized. Gene Ontology annotation, molecular function: actin binding. The record is from RefSeq and is a predicted model, not a curated record. Gene Ontology annotation, cellular component: plasma membrane. The transcript is spliced from 7 exons. Bases 174 to 911 code for a protein of 245 amino acids. Gene Ontology annotation, biological process: regulation of Rho protein signal transduction; Rho protein signal transduction. Lineage: Eukaryota; Metazoa; Echinodermata; Crinoidea; Comatulida; Comatulidae.
UAUUGUUCUCUCCAACAAUCAAAACCACAAUUCGAGUUAACUUGCACGGAUACGACGACUGGCUGUCAUCAGGAGGUGUUGCGGUGCUGGUAUAGUUGUGGUGGAACAGAGGCUUAUAACAUAAUUUUACGUCAACUGAAUUGUUGCUACGAAAGGACAAAUUGCGGAAUGACAUGUCGAUAAACGAAAGACGAUACGCUGCCCAGCACAUUAAAACUAUCACUAAUGACAGCCGUAAACUGACUACUGGUGACGUCUUGAAAGAUCUUAAGCGUCUGGAUGAGGCCGGUGAGGUCUGCCAUCAAGAUGUUGUUUUGGAAUUGUUAGAAGGUGAAAGAAAGCUGAAUAUGAUUGACAAACUGCGGAAGGAUGUAAUUUCGACUUUUAAACUUAAAUAUGUUUUGCAUGCCGAGACACUGACUACAGAGGCACAUAAAGGCCUUAUUAUAUUAUAUGCAAAAACUGGAAAGCGUACAUCAGAUAUUUUGAUAUUAAAAUGCACAGAAACUAUGGCAAGCAUCGUAGUAAAUGAUCUCAAUCGGUCAGCAAGAAAACAUUCAUUAGCAAAUCGAAAAGCUGUUUCCUUUCGUACGGCAUCACUUUCUUCUUCAACAAGCUCAUCAGGUUCUGAGCAGGGAACUUCGUCUAGAAUGAUUCCUAUUGCAGAAAAACCAGAUCCACCAGUCCAAGAAAAUUACCGCCUGGCUCAAGUUCAUGAAGAUUUCCUUGGUCGUACAGUUCAGGAGUUGUCGGUCAGAUCCGGCGAACUUGUAAAGGUUCUAGAUUCUUCAAGAAAUUGGUGGAAAGUGUCUGAUCAGUUUAAUAAUGUAGGCUACCUACCCUGUACAAUCAUGGCGUACGUAAAACUAAACAAACGGCGAAGGAGCAGUACAAAAUCAAAUAAUCGCUGAUGAUAGACUCUUGCGAAAUGCUAGUGCGCAUGCACAUAGUUGUUUCUAAUUAGUGUGUGGUUCAUUUUGUGUAUAUAAUAUAUAUAUAUAUACAUAUAUAUAUAUAUAUAUAUAUAUAUAUAUAUAUGUAUAUAUAUUUUUAUUAUAUCUGUAUGAUUGUAUUAAUGUUAGCGUAUGUUUGGGAUAAUUUCAAACAUUUAUUUUUUUCUCGAUGAAUUAUGUGAACGAAAUGGGACAUAGGAUAAUAAAACUAUCAAUUUUAAUAAUCUAUCAGUAUAAUGUUAAAUUAAUGAUAUGUCAAUAGUGUAAUGUUGGUUAAGAAUAUUCAUUUUGCUAAUAAUCUUUUCAGGUUUGAGAUAAAACGAUGCAGGUAACGGAUCAUAUUUAUUAGUUGAUUAAUUAAUUUUAAAACACAGUGUGAGUUGAAUUUUUGAUUCCUCAUUUUCUUUACAAAUUGACAAGAUUUUAGUAUGUUCUGUUCGGGACCAUUCUCAGUCUUUAAAACCGUUCGAUUCAUCAAUGAUGACAAUUGACUUGAAUUUGUUUGCCUUAUUAAUUAUUUAUAAUGGUGAGAGUGGACGAGGUUGAACACAUUAGGAAGCUUGUAACGUAUGUGGUAUCCGACGACAAAGGAAAACAAAUGCACCAUAAGGGUUGAUCAAAUGAGAUGCUCUCAUUAGAAAAGAUUAUGAUGAUAAUUAUUAUAAUAGUAAUAUAAUUAAUAAUAUAAUGUAAAUAAUAUUAAUAUAUAAUAUUAAUAAUGAUAAUGAUUACGAUGUCUUUGAUGAUUAUAUUGUAAUAGAAUACUAAUACAUAUACAUAUACAUAGUAAAACGCGUAUGUGUUAAGUUGCCACAACUAUUAAAUAAAUACGGUAAUGUAUAUUAGCUGUUACGGAAACAGUGGCUUACGUAACAAAAAGCUCGUAACAAAUGUGCUAAAGUAUUUAAAAGUCACCUCCUACCACAUUAUUGUGCCAGGUAGCCCCAACCCCCUCUCACUUUAUCAUAUCUCACUUCACAUACAUACCCCAGCCCCAUCACCCCUUAUUACAAUGUCCCUAGGUACGCCAGUGGCAAAUAAUAGAAACAACAUUUCAAAACAGAAAUUAUACAAUAGACAGUUGUAAUGAUAUUUUUAUGAAACAAAUUUUCUAACUUUAAUAACCAUAAAAAUAAUAAUUUGAAAGGUAAUGGGAUUAUUUCACCAAAAAAGAAACAGAAACCAUCAGGCCUAAUUGAUAAUAUUAUUUUCACAUCUAUUGUUUGGCCUUGUUUUAUAUAUUGCCGUUUAUAUGAGCAUGGAGUUAUGAGGUGAUUAACCUUUUCCCUUUACACGAGAGAAACAAUAAAUUACUAAUGACAAAAAA